AGGACUUGCCUGAUAAAAGGAUUUUCCACAAGAAUUUUCCAUCAUAUCGCGAUAGACUUUUAACGUGAACGGACGGUUUAGUCAUUGAUCUUACGGUUGAAAAAGAAAUUGUGCGUGAAUCAGUUGAUCGAUGAAUCUCCUCAACAAUAUAAAAUAAGAUUUAGUGAGUUGUGUGGCUCAAAAGGGCAACAAAAAAAGUGAAAUAAAGACAUAAACCAAGUGUAAUAAAGUAAAAGAAAGUUUAAGCAAAUAAUAAAGAGCCGUGUAUGUCGAAUGGAUAUAUCCACUUAAAGCAAAUUAAAUCUGCAAAGGAUAAUUAACCAGAGCAAGCUGAGGACGAGAGAUAAAGUAAAGAAGAAGCGGCAAUGGAUCACAAAAUUUUAUUUGGAUUUUUAAUAACAAUUUUAUUGGUGCUUAAUGGCAUCAUUGCUGGAGAUCAGGAGGAGGAUAUACCGCAUAAUGAAGUACGGAAUUGGGCUCUUAAGCUUGGCGUCGAUUUAUGGGAGUUUGGAAGACAAUUUACAAAAAUUUCUGACAUAAAAAAUAGAUUUAGAGAAAAUGAUUAUGAAAUUGUACGCAAGGACGGUCUCGUUUUUCUACGUGAAAUGGCAGCUGAAGUGAAGAACUUUAUGGAUUUUAAAAUGAGCGCUGUUAUGAGAAUAAUGGAUUCAGCAGAGCAAGCAGCCCAAUCAGAAUCUGAUCCGGAGCAUCAAGCACAGAAAUCACAUUCGAAUGUAUUUUAUGAUGCAAGACGGAUUAAUGUUUACGAUUCGGAUGGGAAAUUGGCAGACGGUGCUAAGCAUAUGCUUCUUCGACAUAUGAAACGCUUUGAGGGCUUACCCGUCAAUAUUAGCUUAAGUUCUGUGCUAUUUGCCAAUGGUGUUGAUUUAUCUGAUUCCGAAUUGCAAUCAUCAAUUUCAUGGUCAUCGCAUCUAGAUCCACUUUUUGCGAAUAAUCUAGAGAAGGAUUCAGCACUGUCAUGGCAAUAUUUUGGAUCAAAAUCAGGCUUCUUGAGGAGAUUUCCAGGUACAGCAUGGCCACCUGAAGGUUCACGUGGCAGUCGUGAAAUAAAUGAUUUUCGCAAUGAAGAUUGGUUCAUUCAUGCAGCAUCAUCACCAAAAGACGUCAUCAUACUUCUCGAUUCAUCCGGUUCCAUGUCUGGAAAGCAAUUCAACCUCGCAAAGUCAACAGCAUUUGCAAUUCUAGACACAUUAAGCGAUGAUGAUUUCGUCAAUUUAAUAACAUUCUCAGACGUUGUUCGUUCUGCUGUUCCAUGCUUUUCAAGUAAAAUGGUACGAGCAACACCUGAUAAUAAGAGAGAAUUUAUAGCUGCAACAAAUGCCAUAAAAUGUCAGAAUGCCGCCAAUUUUUCUGGUGCUCUUGAGGAAGCAUUUGAACUAUUGCAUCGAUAUAAUGUUAGUGGCUUAGGCAGUCAGUGCAAUCAAGCCAUUAUGCUAAUAACAGAUGGACCUGCAGAAACUCAUGCUGAGCUUAUUAAACGUCACAACUUUCCACACAUGCCUGUCAGAAUCUUUACCUAUCUCAUUGGCAAGGAUUCGGGCAGUGCAGAAAAACUUCACAACAUGGCAUGUCAAAAUAAAGGCUUCUAUGCACAAAUAAAUUCCGUUGAAGAUGCAAAGAGAAAAGUUCUUGAAUACGCUUUAGUUAUGGCGCGUCCAAUGGUUUUAUAUCAAGCUGAUCAUCCUGUACAUUGGAGUCCGGUGUUUGUGGGCGGCUAUAGUAGUUUACUCGGACGAGAUAAUGAAGGAAAACGGAAGCUUGUAACAACUGUAUCGAUUCCUGUUUUCGAUCGUCGAAAUCAUUCAGCUCGUGAAGCAAAUUUACUUGGAGUUGUCGGAACCGAUGUUCCGAUUGAGGAAAUACAAAAAGUAAUUCCAAGACAUAAGCUCGGUCCAAAUGGAUAUUCGUUCAUCGUUGACAACAAUGGAAGACUUUUAUAUCAUCCAGAUUUGCGUCCAAUGAGUGAUAAUAGUGAAUAUAUGUCAAUAUUGAAGCCAAAAUACCAUUCGAUUGAUCUGACAGAAGUUGAAGUACCCGAAAUUGAAUUGAGUGCUAAUGGAAAUCCUGGUAAUACUCAUGAUCGAAUGGAUGAAAAUACGCAAGCUUUGCAUGAUAUGCGUCAAGAGAUGCUAAAUCAGAAAGAGGGCGAAAUGGAGUUGACUAUUUUGACGCAUCUGGAUGAUAUGAAGCGUGUCUCAUUGCGAACACAAAAAUACUUUUAUGGUCCCAUUGAAGGAACACCAUUUUCGUUGGCUGUAACGCUACCCGAACGGUAUGGCUUACAUGAAUUUGUGUCACAGCAAGAAAUUCGACACUCUCAUGUGAAUGUGACGGAAUAUUUUAAAGGUCACACAUGGAAAGUUCAUCCUGAUUUUGUGUAUUGCGAGUAUAAUAGUCUAAAAGAUAUGGACAAAGAAUUGGAGAAUUCUGGCGAGUCAUACUUCCGUGAUCGUGAAGAUUCAUUUGAUACGCCAGAAGAGCAAGUUUUGCACUUUUUAUCACGUGCAGGCAGACCCGGCUGGAAGUGGAUGUCGUUGAGAGCACGAUCUCCACAGCCACACCAUGCACAUUCAAUGUCUGGUGGUGUUCCAGUAGGUCAUUAUGCUCAUCAACCUCCAAUAAAUCAAAAUACUCGCAAGGCAGAGCCAUAUUAUUGCGAUCGAACACUUGUACAAAGUUUAGUUCGUGAUGCAAUGGUUACAGAAACUUUUGGACAGGAAAACGUGCGAAGUAAUUUAAAGAAGGAAGAUAAACACCCAAUUGCCACAUUAAUGGCACUUUUGCACAGGCAAGGCUAUCAAAUGUUUGGCGUUAAAACAUCAUUCAUUGCAACACGUUCGGGUCUCAUGAGAUGGAAGGAUCAUAUAAAUCACUCGGAAGAUGCAUUGGAACCACAUUUCGCAGACUCAAAUGCUAAAGCUAUGGACACAUCAUGGUACAGGAGAGCUGUGGAUCAUCAUACAAUCGAACCGGAUAGUUUUGUCUUUAGUGUGCCAUUUGAUUCGGGAUAUAAUGGCAAGAAUAGCUCAGUUCUUGUUACAGCCGCUCAUGCAAUGUUCAUUGAUCAUCGUGGACAUAAAGCGCCAGUUGCUGUUGUAGGACUUCAGUACACUCAUGAAUCAUUGGCAAAACAUUUCAUUAACAUCACAUCAGCUUGUACUGGAAGCUCUCACUGCCGAAAGACAUGCGCAUCGGAUGAACUCGACUGUUAUCUCCUUGACAAUAAUGGCUUUGUGUUGUUAUCAGAACGUACAGAACAUACCGGGAAGUUCUUUGGACAAAUUGAUGGUACAAUUAUGGAUUCACUCGUUCAAGACAGGAUCUUUCGACGUGUUGGCUUAAUGGACUAUCAAGGCAUCUGUUCAGAUCGCGAUAAUCCAUAUAAUGCAGCUGGAGAACGAAUUAAUCCGAUUCAACCUGUUCAGUGGAUCUUUAAAUAUGUUUUCACGUUCCUAACGACUUGGCUUUCAUUCUUUACAACGCCAGUCAUUUCAUGGCCUGUUGCAUCUUACACUUAUGAAGACGACGAAAUGCCACCAUAUGAAGAUGACUACGAGCAACCUGAUUACGUUCCACCUGACUUUGAUGAUCACAUUACACAUUCAGAAAUUGAAAAAGUUACACCUGCACAACCACUUCCGCCAAGAAUCGUAUCACCAGCGAAUGCAGCACCAGGUGGUCCACGUGUAGUUCCCGAUCCUGCUCAUGCACGUCCAUGUGAUUUAAAAACAGAUUUGUAUUUACUACAGCCUGAUAGAUUAAACCAAAGUGGACAGAGUAAUCCACUUAAGGGUAAAUUAACAAAUUGUCAUGCAUCGGGUUGUGAGCGACCAUUUAGUGUACAGAAAAUUCCACACAGUAAUUUAAUUCUUCUAGUAGUCGAUACAUUAUGUCCGUGUGGCUCAAAACAAUUGGACAUUGAGCCACAGGAAGUUCCAGGCGGUGCUGGAGCUUGUGGGACACGUCGACUAGCUCGUGAACUUCUUCCGCGAAAACGACCACCAAAAUGCAUAAAUUAUCAUCCAGAAGAGAUCGAGAUACAGCAAUGUGGACAUGCAUCAAUGCUUAUAGCAGCAUCACUCUACUCAACUCUAACGACAACACUUUUAAUGUGGAUCAUAGCGAUGCAUGCAUGAUAGAGUGAUAUUUUCGAUCUUAUUUAGGCGUUUAUAUGAAAAUUUAAUUAAAUUAAAUUAUUGCGUAAGUUUACAUUAUGAUAACAAAGGAUUAAAAACUGCAUUUUGUUGGUGAUCUAUUAUUGAUACUGGCAUGAAAUUUGUGGACAAUAUUAAGAGAGUUAAAAGAAAUUGAGACGUGACGCGACUGCAUUUUAAAAAAUAAGACGAGGAUUCUUCGAAAGAAUUGAUUAAUCUAAAGAAAUAAAUGAAAAUCAAAGUCUGUGGUGAAAAUAAUUAACUUAAUAGUAUAGAACCCCGUCAAGAACGACGAAAAAUAUAAAAAUCUUGAAAAUACUGAAUGACAGAUUAAUGAUUAAAAUUAUAUAAAUGAAAAAAAAAAUUAUGCACAUUAAAUGAACAACGUUAAAAGAAAAAUGAAGACAAAACCAAAAUGUUGAAAAUUUGAUGGACUUUUCAAUGUUUUUUGUUCAAAUUUUUAAAUAUGGAAAAUUAUACGAAAAAUUAAUCAAAAAAAAUUGCGAAAAAAAAUUCGAUUAAAAAAAAUUUACGAGAAUAAAAUCCUCUUGAAUGUGUUCUGAUAUAUAAUUCAAAAACUACCGACGUCGUCUCUUUAAGCUCUUCUAAAUUAUGAUGAUAAAACAAAUUUAACAAUUAUAUAGGAAGUGGAUAUAUGAAAUACCAAUGAUUUAUUUUGAAAAAUGCGCGUUAAUUGUUUUCUCAUUAGUUUCAGUUAUGAAAAGAAUUAGGGCUUUGUUCAUUGGGGGAAAUUAUUGGUGAUUGUCGUGCAUCAUUUUUAAAUUCACACAAAAUCAACAAAACUAUAAUAAACUUGAUUGAGUCAUUGAUUAAAAACACAAUAAAGCCAAACUUUAAUUAUGUUCACUUGAGAAUUUGCCAUUUAAAUGUCCAUUAAGAUUUCUGUUUGUAAUGCAAACUGAAUUUUUUAUUGAUCAUUCCUCUCACCUGGGGUUUGUGGAAAACAGCUGUUUUUGAAAAACAGUCUGUUUUCGGAUUUUGAUUUUUAAAAACAGCUGUUUUCCUGUUUUUCUAGAAUUCAAAAUAAAUUGAGUUAUCCUAAGUAUUUCUCUGAAAUAAUGAAAUUUUUUGGUGGUUAUAAGCUCUUAAGCAUACAUUUUAGAGCUAAGAAUUAUUAAUAGGCUUGAUUAAUAAAGUGAUUAAUAUACUUGAAAGUAAAAUUGCAUUGUUGCAUUUUAAAAGUUCCGUAAACUCUAAUAUUUUAUUUGAAAUAUUCAAACAAAUCUUUCUAAAUCAAAAAAUAUCUUGUAAAAUUGUUGAUUUUAUUUUUGAACUUUAGUAAAUGCUACAAAAAGUUCAACAAAUUUAAAACUUCGAUUGCAAAAUUAAUAAUGAUUAAUCAUAAAUUUGAUGAUUUCAAAACUAUUAAACAUCCAAAAAAUAUUAAAAAAGUAAAAACAUUUCAAUUUAAAAUUCUAGAAAAAUAUAUUAAGUUCUUCAAAAAAUUAAGACAUUUUUUUUCUGUAAAUUUUAUGUAAAAAUGAAAAUCAGAAAACAGAUUUGUUUUUGAGACCUGUUUUCUGUUAACAGAUUUUUGUCGAAAAACAGCUGUUUUUCUGUUUUCUGUUAACAGGUUCCCCAAACCCUACUCUCACCGGAUAAUUAUUCGGAAGUAUUUGUAAUAUUUUGUGAAUAUUAAGGAAAAUGAUCCAAUUGCGUGAUCAAACUACAUGAUUUAAGAAUAAAUCUAACAUUUAGCGCAAUACAUUAUAGAUAUGGAUAUCAUUUCCUCUAAUGACCAUGCAAUAAAUUCUUUCCUCCAAUGACAGAACAGCCGUUGAAACAAAAAAUACCAAAAAAUGUUUAUGAAUGCAAAUAAAUAAAAGUUUACAUUCAAUAACUUUUUCAUUGACUUUUCGUUGAAUUAAAAAAAGGUUGUGUGGAGGAGCAAGUGACUGAAUGACUUAUAAACAUUAACCUUGGUUGAAAUUGAAAGUUUACAAAAUUUACUUUCAAAAGCAACUGAAUGAUGUAAUUAAAGUUAUUUGUCAGCUUCACACAACGACUUUUUCAUUCAGUGAUGCCACAAAUUGCACAAAAUAUAAUUAAAAAUGCCAAAAAAAUAAUCGAAAUUAACGAAAUGUCAUCACAUUAAAAAGCAAAACGAAAAGUCUAUGAAAAAGGAAUGUUCAUUCUCUCCAUUAUAUAGAUAAAAUCAAAUUUAAUAAAACAAAAUCUUUUAAAUGUAAAAAAUGUUCAUCGUUAUAAAUUAUAAAAAAAUAAUAAAUUAAAUUGUAACUUAAAAAAAACAUUCGAAAAUGGACAAACAGAUGAUUUUGCAUCUGAAAAUUGAAGCUUUUGGCAAGGAGCUUUUUGAGCUUUUGAGGCACGAGAUUUUUGGCAUGAAUGAAAUGGUCAAAGGAUUUAUUACGAUUUGAAAGUUUUGAUGCACUUUUUGAUAUUUAAUUUAAAUUAAAUGUUCAGAGAUGUCACAUGUCAUAAUGACUGUCCUUUAAUAAUUUUUCUAUAGCUUCACUUAUGCAUAACUUUGGUCGAAAUUUGAAUCUUAAGAUUUUUUCUCAAUUAUGAUCUGAUUUUUUAAUGGUUCCAAAAGUUUUUAAAAAAGUAUCAAAAAGUGCACCAAAAUCCCUUAACCAAGACAGAAAAUAAUGAAAUUAAGUAUGUGUGUGUGUGCUUUUAAUUUUCAUUUCACACAAACGAGUUGCAAGCAAAAAGAAUGAGAGAGCUUCAUGUGAUCACUGAAUUUAAGAAUAAAAUGGAAAUUAAUUUCUUAAAAAAAGAUUUUGUUUUUAAGAAAAAAAAGAUACAAAAAAAAUGAAACUUGAUAGAUGAAAAUUAGAGUCAAUUUAGUUCCCAAUAAUUAUUUCCAUUUUGUGUAUUAUCCUGCAAACGUUUUGCUAUAAAUUAUACAAAAAUGCAGGCUGUAUAUAAAAUCCAUUAAGUGAAAAUUAGCUUCAAUUAUUAGAAAAUGAAAGGAAUAUUAAAGAAAUUUUAAUUUUGUGUUAAUUUGUAGGCAAAAUAUGACUAAAAGUUAUGUUAACUGUCGGGAAAAAAAAGGUAAAUCAAUUCAGUUAAGAUUAAAAAGGAUGAAAUAUGAAGCAACAAGAUGAAACAUUCUGUUAAAUUUGACAAUAAAACAUGAAGUAAAUUAGGAGUGAAAAUUUUUAUUAGAAUAAAAAUAUGAACAAUUGGAAAAGCGCUAGGAAAAUUUUACAGGGUUUGAAAAUAUCCCCACAAAAAAUUAAUCUUGUUUCUUUUUGAAAUAAUCAUUUUUUUUUUUGAAAAACCAAAAAAGAAACUUAUCAGAUGAAAUUUUCGUCAUAUCUACUUUUGAGUGGAAUUUUUAAGGUUAUUGGAUCACGUUUUAAGGAUAUUUUGAGUCUAUCAAGCUUUGGAUAUUAUUGUUCUUAAAGUCCAGAAAGGAAAGGUUAAAAAUCAAUGCGAGAAAUGUUUUCAUAUCAAACAUAACCAAAAAGUUCCACUCGUAAAACUUAAUCAAUUCCCAAAAACUGUAUUUUGUUUACACAACAUAUCCAUUUCAUAUCUUAUAUCUAAAAAACUUUGAUUUUCUCUUCAACAUUCUUAUCAAUGAAUAUUAUUCCUUCAUAUCAAUAUAAAAGUAUUAUUAAAAAAAUAAAUGGAAAAUCAAAGUAAGACAGCAAUAAAUGUGUAAUUAUUUUACAGGACAAAAUACUAUAAAUUAAUUAUUGAUUACAAAAAGGCACAAUUUUAGUAGAAUUUUUUUCAUUUUUUACUUCAAUUAUGCACGCAUCAAAAAAUGGAAAAUUGUGAUAAAUGAAUGAGUAAAUUUUUCAUAAAAUUGUAGGAUUAAUCACAUUUUUGCUCAUUUUUUUGGAGACAAGUGUUUUUUUGAAAAUCCCAAUUUUGUCAAAAUCAUGUACGAAUUGUUAAAAUUUAAAAACCGAAAUUCGAAAAUCUGGUACUCAAAAAAUAAAUUAAAUCUACAGUUGGUACUAGAUUUUUGUGACAGAAUUUACUUAUUUUCAAUAUUGAGGUACGAGAUUAUUCAUCCAAUCAAUCAACCUCCUAAAUCAUAACCAACAUGCCAUAAGUAUUUUAUAUAAGCAUUGAGUUUCAUAAAAUAGAAUAAAAACAUGCGAGAUAUAUUUUAAUAUCGUAACGACUACCUUAUUAAGAAUAAUUCCAAAAACAACAACAUGCCGAAAAUAAAAAAAAAAUUUACCAACCCUUGUUGCAUAAAAAAACAAACAUAAAAGAAAUCCAAAUGAAAAACUAACCUGAUUUUAAGAUGAUAGACAUCUUUUACCAUCAAAAACGACUCUGCAAUGUACUCUGAUUUUUGCACUGCACUUUAAGCCUCAUAAACGAAUGUAAUAAAAGAGAAUGCUUUUAUUAUAAAACUAAAUUAAUUAUUACUCAAAUAAAUUAAAAACCAUAUACGUUGACAUACAUAAAGUCUGAAAUUGUCGAUUAGUUUAAACAAUGUUUUAAAGCUUUUAUGUUAAUUAAUAAAUAACUAGUAAAUCAAACAAAAUAUUAUUUGGUGCAUUUGAUGGAGAUUUAUUGAAUUAUAAUUGAAAUAGAAACAGUCUAGAUUAAAAUGAGAUUCAUGAAAAGCUGAAUUCUUAAUUUAAAAUACUUUUUUUCUAAAUCUAGUACUUUGAUCAGUUAAAGAUUAAUUUUGAACAAAUUUAGUCUUUUUACAUGGAAUCUAGUACUUUAAAGUACAUAUUCUAGUACUUAAUUCAAUACUCAAUUGGCAAAUCAGAUUAUUAAAGUUUCGAAGUACUAGAUCAUUUUUCUCAAUUAAUUCUAGUCCAAUUUAAGUUCAAAACAUUUCCAUCAAAUUCCUCUUUAAAACGAAAACAACCAAAAAAAUAAACAUUUUUGCUCCUUCUUACAAAAAAAAAGAAAAAAUAUGAAAGGAUAAAAAUCUACUAUUGAAUGAAAGAUUGAAGGAAAUGAGUUUUUAUUAAAUUAAGAGUAAUAAUAAUAAUUAUAAUGAAAAAUGAAAUGUCUUCCAUUACUAAAUUAAUAAAAGUGAAAUAAAACAUAUUUAUUAAAAAAUAGGUAAUAUAAAAUUAACUUUUAAAGUGAACAGAAAAAACUAUUUAUUAAGUAAAAAAUAAUUAAGAAAAAAGAAAAAAAUUAAAAUAAUUGAUUGUACAUUUUGAACAUCCAGAAAAGGACAGAAUCGAGUUUUAUAUAAUUAAUUAUAUAAUGUUCAGUUUUUUCGUUAUAAAUAAAUGCGUCAUUUUUCUCCAAGUUAUUUCCUCUAACCCACAUUUACACAUUACAGAGCCAGAAAUUUAAGAAAUUUGCUCUUUCAUGUAUAUCAAAUUUUACAAAUCAAUUUUUCUUCCUCCUCUCGAGUUUUUCCAUUUCUAUCAGCAUUCACAGAACAUAAAGGAUAGAGAAAUAUAUCAAAAGGUCAAAAUGGAAGUUUCAUAUGUCAAUGAGGACGAUAAAGUCCCUAUUUUUUUGCUUAUCCCAUAAAUUUUCACUGUUAAAAGCUUUUUGAAAAUUUUUGAUAGACAAUUUUAAGUUUUGAAUUUGUUUAAAGCUCAACAUUUGGAUCCCAAAAAAUGUAAUAAACCUAGAUAGAAAAUAACAAUAAACAGCUCAAAACUACUAAAUUCUGUGCAUUUUGAGUUCUUUAAAUUCAAAAAUUCAAUAACUUGAGUUACUCAAUCAGAUCAAAAAAUUCCAUAUUAACCGAGAAAUGCUGUAAAAAACUCUUCAACUUGAUAAUUCAUAAAUAUUUGUGAUUAAAAAUUUAGAUUUCAUAAAAUUACACAUGUUUCAUUUUAAAAGGAAUCGCAUUUAAAGGAAAAUAAACGGG
Molecule: messenger RNA, 9981 nt
Organism: Chironomus riparius
Lineage: Eukaryota; Metazoa; Arthropoda; Insecta; Diptera; Chironomidae
Source: the annotation of a GenBank genome assembly